UUGGACAGGUGGGGAUCGCAGGGAAUUGACAAAAACAGACGGCGACGGUGACGCCGUAGGGUCUAUGGCUGAGGCGGUGAGACCCACUCGCCGGGCCAAGGCCAAGGCCAGCCGGACUAAAACCAAGGAAAAGAAGAAAUAUGAAAAUCUUCAGAGGGAAGAGUCUGAUGAAAUCUCCCUUCCAGAAACCUCCAGAGAGCUGGAAAUCCCUACUCCAGCUUGUGAAUUCAGAGGAGACCAUCUGCAGGUGUUAACUGAUUCCCAGCUCCAGAAUGAUGCCCAUGGACAAAACGAGAGUGAAAUGUUUGAUGUAUCACUCACCUCCUUAACUAUAAAUAAUGAAGGGUCCCUGACAUGUGACACAGAGGCCCUAAAGGAAGGGGAGGAGGUCAGAGCUUGUGUUGGGGGCAAUGCGGUCAAGCUGAAGUUUGACCUUGGAGACAAUGUUGGAACCAAAGUAGAAACCCCCAAGAACUUUACAGAAGUAGAGGAAAGUAAAUUGGUACAACGCGGACCUUUUGAAAGCACACUGCAAUCCAGUUUUUCUUAUACUCAGCAGGAAAUGGAAAAUGUACAGGUCAGAGGAACCCAGCAUAGCAAAGAAGACAAACAAGCCUUGGGUCUGUCUUCAGAGGUGCUACAAAAUGUUGGCUUGCGGAGUUCCUGUGAGGUCACGGACAUUUUUCAGCCACCUAAAGUGAAAAAACUGUAUCCCCAGUUGCCAGCGGAAAUCGCUGGAGAAGUGCCAGCUUUGGUGGCAGUGAAACCCUUGUUGCGGAAUGAGCGACUCUACCCAGAGCUCCCAUCUCAACCGGAGCUGGUACCAUUUACUAAAGAACAAUUAAAAAUCUUUGAGCCUGGCUCAUGGCUGGAAAAUGUUGAGUCCUAUUUAGAGGAAUUUGACAGCAUGGCUCAUCAGGACAGGCAUGAAUUUUAUGAGUUGCUUUUGAACUACUCACGAUGUAGGAAGCAGCUUCUUCUGGCUGAAGCUGAGCUAUUGGCUCUGACAUCUGAUUGUCAAAAUGCUAAAAGUCGACUCUGGCACUUUAAGGAGGAACAGUUGUCUGUCCAGCUCAGAGUAUUGCAGUGUAGGAAUCAAAGCCCGGUGCCUGCAGGGGCCAUGCAGGUAACUGGAGAAGUGAAGCAGGCUUCUAAACAGGCAGAAAGCAUUCCCUCUGAUCUGUGUCAGCUAAAGGAGUGCGUCAGUGUCUUGUUCAUGUUCACCAGGAGAGUUAACGAAGACACUCAGUUCCAGGAGGACAUUCUUCUCUGGCUGCAGAAAUUGGUUUCAGUGUUACAAAGAGUUGGCUGUCCUGGAGAUCACUUCUUCCUUCUAAACCAUAUUCUUCGAUGCCCGGCUGGUGUUAGUAAAUGGGCUGUUCCUUUCAUCCAGAUCAAAGUGUUGAAUAACCCAUCAGGGGUCUUUCAUUUUAUGCAGUCCCUUGCCCUGCUAAUGGCUCCUGUCAAAAAUCGAGCAGAGUUCCUGUGCCACAUGAAACCCAGUGAAUGGAAGCCAUCCUCUCCGGGGCCUGCGUCUGGGUCGUGGACACUAGUAGAUGAGGGAGGAGAAGAGGAUGAAGAUCCUGAGACCAGUUGGAUUCUCCUUAAUGAAGAUGACUUGGUUAUCCUUUUAUCACAGUUUCCAUUUCAUGAACUCUUUCAACAUCUUCUUGGGUUUAAGGCAAAAGGUGAUUAUUUACCUGAAACAACAAGACCUCAAGAGAUGAUGAAAAUUUUUGCGUUUGCUAACUCAUUAGUGGAACUUCUGGCUGUGGGGUUAGAAACCUUUAAUAGAGCACGCUAUAGGCAGUUUGUGAAGCGAAUUGGCUAUAUGAUCAGGAUGACCCUUGGUUAUGUGAGUGACCACUGGGCACAGUAUGUGAGCCACAACCCAGGCUUGGGCUUGGCCCUGGAGCCCUACUCCAUGGAGAAACUACAGGUUGAAUUUGACGAGCUGUUUUUGAGAGCUGUCCUACAUGUGCUGAAAGCCAAAAGACUUGGCAUUUGGCUCUUUAUGUCGGAAAUGCCCUUUGGGACGCUGUCGGUCCAGAUGCUCUGGAAGCUCUUCUACCUCAUGCACCAGGCGGAGAGCGGGGACCUGGGGAAGCUCUGCACUGCCCUCCCGCCCGCCGAGUGCAAGAAGCAACUGCAAGACCCAGAACAUUUUGUGAACUUUGCGAAGUGUCUUUCUUCCAUGAAUAGCUCUGAAGAGAUUUGCCUUCUGACGACAUUUGCGCAGAUGGCUCAGGCCAGAAGAACCGAUGUGGAUGAAGACUUCAUAAAAAUUAUUGUUCUGGAGAUAUAUGAGGUCUCUUAUGUCACCCUGUCCACCAGAGAGACGUUUUCAAAGGUCGGUCGAGAGCUGUUAGGGGCCAUCACCGCUGUUCACCCUGAGAUAAUUUCUAUCCUUUUGGAUAGAGUUCAAGACACCAUUGACCAGGUUGGAAUGGUCUCUUUGUACUUGUUUAAAGAAUUGCCUUUGUAUCUUUGGCGACCUUCUGCCUCCGAGAUAGCUGUGAUUCGGGAUUGGUUAUUGAAUUAUAACCUGACAAUGGUGAAGAACAAAUUGGCCUGUGUUAUUCUAGAAGGACUGAACUGGGGAUUUGGUGAACAGGGCACCCUUCAUCUGGAUCAAGCAGUCCAUGCUGAAGUGGCUUUAAUGAUUCUCGAAGCGUACCAGAAAUACCUUGCACAGAAGCCAUAUGCCGGGCUUCUUUCUGAAAGCAUGAAGCAGGUUUCAUAUUUGGCCAGUAUUGUUCGAUACGGAGAGACACCUGAGACCUCCUUUAACCAGUGGGCCUGGAACUUGAUCUUGAGGUUAAAACUGCACAAAAAUGACUAUGGAAUGCAGCAGAACUGCCCAACUGUCCCCUUCUCCAGCACUGUGCCUGACAUGACAGAGUCACCCACAUUUCAUCCUCUCCUGAAGGCUGUUAAGGCGGGCAUGCCCAUUGGCUGUUACCUGGCCUUAGCCAUGACAGCCGUGGGCCACAGCAUUGAGAAAUUCUGUGCAGAAGGCAUCCCACUGUUGGGAAUUCUGGUCCAGUCGAGGCAUUUGAGAACCGUGGUCCAUGUCCUGGAUAAGAUUCUGCCUUUGUUCUACCCUUGCCAGUAUUACCUUCUGAAGAAUGAGCAGUUUUUGUCCUACCUUCUCCUGUUCCUGCACUUGGACAGUGGCGUCCCUCAGGGUGUCACGCAGCAGGUCACCCACAAGGUGGCACAGCACCUGACUGGAGCCAGCCUCGGGGACAACGUGAAGCUUCUCAACAGCAUGGUCCAGGCCCACAUAUCUGUAAGCACUCAGCCUAAUGAAGUGGGCCCCGUUGCCGUACUGGAGUUCUGGGUUCAGGCUCUAAUAAGCCAACAUCUUUGGUACCGAGAACAACCCAUCCUCUUCCUCAUGGAUCACUUGUGUAAAACAGCUUUUCAACUGAUGCAGGAAGACUGUGUGCAGAAAUUACUCUACCAGCAACAUAAGAAUGCUUUGGGUUACCACUGUGACCGGAGUCUGCUGUCUUCCUUGGUGAGCUGGAUCGUGGCAGGCAACAUCACCCCUUCCUUCGUGGAGGGCUCGGCCACUCCCACUCAGGUCUGGUUCGCAUGGACGGUUCUGAACAUGGAAUCUAUCUUUGAAGAAGACUCUCAGCUCCGAAGAGUUGUUGAAGGGGAAUUGGUUAUAAACUCUGCUUUCACCCCUGACCAAGCUCUGAAGAAAGCCCAGGCCCAGCUGAAGCUCCCCAUUGUCCCGUCUCUCCAGAGGCUGCUGAUUUAUCGUUGGGCCCACCAGGCUCUCGUCACGCCUUCUGAUCACCCUCUUCUGCCGCUCAUUUGGCAGAAGUUCUUUCUCCUGUAUCUUCACCGGCCGGGACCACAGUACGGGUUACCUAUAGAUGGUUGUAUCGGGAGAAGGUUUUUCCAAAGCCCUGCUCAUGUUAAUUUGUUGAAAGAAAUGAAGAGACGCCUGACUGAGGUGGCUGACUUCCACCACGCUGCCAGCAAGGCCCUCCGUGUGCCAGCAGAGGGCAGCGAAGGGCCGCCAGCUAGCCAGGCUGGCACCCCUGGUUACCUGACUUCCCCAGAGCUGCACUCGGAGCUUGUGAGAACUGCUGCUCUUCGGGAGUCUCAGCAGGUUGCCCUAGAUAGUGAGCUGUUGGACACAAUGCCCAAACAGUAUGUUAACCGGGAAGAACAGACCACACUGCAUUUGGAGUGCAGAGGCAGUAGUGGUAAGAAAUGCCAGGGAGCAGCAGUUGUAACAGUUCAGGUAAGACUGUUUACAUUUCUUCAUAAUUUACAGAAUUCCAAAGAGAGGGUUUUAAGUAACUUGCGGAAGCAUGAGGCUCCCCAGCCUCCCCUUGCCCUGCACCCAGUGAAGCCUCCUGUGCCAGUUAUUUCCUCUGCCGUGCUCCUGAGUCAGAAGGGUACCACCCAGCUGGUGCGCACAGACCUGCACCUGUUGCAACAGCAGGCCAGGCCAGCCAAGGACUCUGACCCUCAAAGACCCAGUCUAAUUGUAGUUAGUGACAUAUGGAGCAUCAAAGAAACACUCACAAGUCUGGAUUCUCAUACUGUAAACCAACACUCUUCACCUGCAUUUUCCCUCAGGGCCUUAGUGAACGCCUACAAGUUGCAGCCUACCCCCGGGGUUCAGAAGGUUGGCAUUGGCCUCUUCUUUACGGUCGUGGAUUACAUCAGCGACGAGACCCAGCGUCACCCUCCCACAAGGCAGUUCUUCACUUCCUGCAUUGAGAUUUUGGGACAGGUGUUCAUNAGUGGCACUAAAUCAGAAUGCAAAAAAGUACUCGAGACCGUUCUGAGGAAUAGAAGGCUCUGCUCUCUUUUGUCUCCGUUCUUCACUCCCAAUGCUGCACCCGUGGAGUUCAUACAGCUCUAUGAGAAAGUGGUGAAGUUUCUAAGUGAGGACAACAGUGACAUGAUUUUCAUGCUGCUGACCAAGUUCGAUCUGAAGCAAUGGUUAAACGCAGUGAAGCCUCCUCUGUCUGAUCGCACCAGACUCCUGGAGUCCAUUCAUUCGGCGCUUACCGCCUGGGGCCUUGAGCCGGAUGAAGACAUUUUGAUGCCAUUUAAUCUCUUCUGUAAGCACUGGACUUACCUUCUCCUCUACCAGUUUCCUGACCAGUACAGCGACACCCUCAGGCUGCUGAUGCAGAGCUCUGCUGAGCAGCUGCUGAGCCCUGAGUGUUGGAAAGCCACGCUGAGAGCCCUGGGCUGCUGUGCCCCGAACUGCCAGCAGGGGGCACCUUCUGCCGAGAGCACAGUGCUUCAAAGCUCCCAGGAUGCUCUCUUGUCAGACAAGCAGGUAAUGGAGACUAUACAGUGGCUCUCAAACUUUUUUUAUAAGCUUCGGUUAUCCACAUUAGACUUUAAAAGUUUUGGUUUAUUCUCAAAAUGGAGUCCUUACAUGGAUGGUAUGAAGAUACUCUUGGGCUAUCUUGUGAAAAGGCUGCUUGACUCAGAAAUGGCCUGCUUGGCGCAAAACCCAUCUGCCAACAGCAAAACAGUGCUGAGAUCCCUGCAUUCAUUAAUCAUCCAGCUCUUUAAACCGUGGAUCCUGGUUUUAGGGGACAAUGAAAGCAGCCAACGACACUACCCAUGGCUGGAGAGUGAUGCUGUGGUGGCCUCAAGCAUUGUGCAGUUGUUCACUGAUUGCAUUGACUCGCUGCACGAGAGCUUUAAAGAUAAGCUGUUGCCAGGUGAUGAAGGAGCCCUUCGGUUACACCUGAUGCAUUACUGUGAAGCGUGUACAGCACCCAAAAUGCCCGAGUUCAUUCUGUACGCUUUUCAUAGUGCCUACCGGAAGCUCCCGUGGGGGGACCUGCACCCCGACCAGCUGCUCAUGGAGGCCUUCUUCAAGGUGGAACGAGGAAGCCCUAAGAGCUGCUUCUUAUUUCUGGGGUCUGUCCUCUGUGAAGUCAACUGGGUCAGUGUGCUCUCGGAUGCCUGGAGUCCUAGCCCCCACCCAGAGACCCGGAGCAUGGUGGUCUGCCUCCUUUUCAUGAUGAUUUUAUUGGUAAAGGAAGAUCAACUGGUGGACGAAAUAGAUUCACCUCUACUUAGUCUCCUUGGACAGACAAGCUCACUUUCAUGGCAUCUUGUGGAUAUUGUGUCAUAUCAGAGUGUGCUCAGCUAUUUCAGCAGCCAUUAUCAGCCAUCCAUCCUCCUGGCGAAGGAAUCUUCUGCUGAAUUAAUCGUGAAGCUCCUAAAAGUGACUGCAGGCCUUUCCAUUCCUGCUGACAGCCAGAAGCAUCUUGAUGCAGUUCCAAAAUGCCGAGCCUUCACUCAUCAGAUGGUGCAAUUCCUCAGCAACCUGGAACAAAAUGGAAAGAUCACCCUAGCAGUCCUAGAACAGGAAAUGUCUAAGCUCUUAGACGAUAUCAUUGCCUUUAACCCACCCGACAUGGACAGCCAGACCCGCCACAUGGCCCUCAGCGGCCUGUUUAUGGAAGUCCUGAUGAUGAUGAACAACGCGACUGUUCCCACGGCAGAGUUCCUCCGGGGCAGUGUCCGGGCCUGGAUCGAGCAGAAAGUGCAAGGGCUGGCGGUGCUGCCCCUCCUGACAGCAGCCUGCCAGAGCCUGGCAUCCGUCCGCCACAUGGCGGAGACAACGGAAGCCUGCAUCACUGCCUACUUCAACGAAGGCUCCCUCAAUCAGAAUUUAGGAUGGGGCCCCAUCCUGGUGUCCCUUCAAGUUCCUGAGCUCACCAUCGAAGAAUUUCUGCAGGAGUGCCUGUCCCUGGGCAGUUACUUGACUCUCUAUGUCUACUUGCUGCAGUGUUUAAAUAGCGAACAGACGCUGAGGAACGAAAUGAAAGUGCUGCUCACCUUAAGCAAGUGGCUGGAACAGGUGUAUCCAAGGUCUGUGCAAGAAGAGGCAAAGCUGUUUUUGUGGUGGCACCAAGCCCUGCAGCUGUCCCUGAUUCAGACGGAGCAGAAUGACUCGGUCUUGACAGAAUCUGUCGUUCGAGUUCUGCUCGUGCUUCAGAGCAGGCAGAGCCUGCUGGCUGAGGAGAGGCUCAGCUCCGGGAUUCUGGGGGCCAUUGGGUUUGGCCGGAAAUCGCCCCUGUCGAACAGGUUCCGAGUGGUUGCCCGAAGCAUGGCCGCCUUCCUUUCAGUUCAGGUGCCUGCCGAGGACCAGAUCCGUUUGAAGCCUGGCUCUGAGUUAUAUCUCACCCCCAAAGCUCAGCAGGCUCUGAAUGCACUUGAAUCCUUGACAUCAAGCAAGCAAUAUGUUGAAUACCAGGAUCACAUAUCACAAGCCGUGCAGUUUAUAAAGCAGCCUGGCUAUUGUCUCCAAGAUGGGAAGAGCUUCCUGGCCCUUCUUGUUAACCGUCUCUAUCCAGAAGUGCAUUAUUUGGACAACAUACGAUAGUAACACUGAGCCUCUUGAAAAACCCGUUGCUAUUUAUGUUUACAUUUAACUUUGCUGUUGCACAAGUAACUUUGCUCAGUUUCACUGCAGAGCUCAGUUUGGCCAAUGAGGUAAUUGACUGAGACGCAAGCCAGAGGCACUAGAUAAUUCUGUUGGGCAUGUGCACAUGUGUACGUAUGUGUGUAUGUGUGUGUUUUCUUAGCUCUUAAAACUUUCUGGGGACUUUUCAGUGUUUUUGUUCCUCCAACAAGAGAAACUUAAAAAGUUCCACUUGGGGACAAAGCUACUCACAGUUGCUGAAUAUCUCAGUCAUCUCACAAGACCCCAGGAUGGGGUUCUUUGUACGUCUCCACUUCUGUCUUCUGUUGUCUCAAUAUCAGGACUCCCGUGCCAUAUCUAACUGCUUUUGGAAUCAUGUAGAACCCUUACUUUUGAACCCCAUUUGUGUUCCUUCAAAGUAAAAUGAGCUUUGAAAAUUUCUGCGUUUUUCAAAUGUGGGGAAAUACAUCAGCUUAAAAGUAUUGUGUUGUUCCUCUCAGAGGAGAGGUAAGAAUGCUGGAUUUAAGCGCGUCAUUGUCUAAAAUGUGACCACUUGAUCCUGGUUAUAGUGGUCAGCAGAGAUGGUGACAUAUCCAUUUCCAUCCAGCCAUGUGUCCUCAUGGAUAAGGACCCAGCCAUCUAAAUCAGGGUGGCACGCUGACAGCCUGUGAUGAGCACACUGUGCACAGAUGUGUUUCGUUUGGUCCACAGGGGUGGAGAGUAAACAGGGCUUACUCUCUCUAGUGCAGUAUAGACAUACACUCCCUUUCGUCCUGUCCCAGCCAGUUUCCUCAUCCAUAUCACUUCCUUGGCCCCUGUAGACAUCUAAGUUUGCAACUCUUGAUAGAUGAUAGACACUAGUUACCUAACUGAAGGCCCUGCUGGUGAGAGGGAGAGAGAACGAGAGAAUUUGGUUCUCUGUUUCUUGUUGGUUUUCACUCCAUUUUCAAACUCAGAUGAAGCCAGCAAACCUGCUGAAACACUGGUCCAUGGAAACUAGGUUAGGUCAGGAAACUUCACUGAAGUUUGGCUUUUUUUCAGUAGCCAGGUGCCUUCUGUUAACAGUUCGUUCGUUACCAAAGCCUGUCUGUAACAUUGCCUUAUUCUGUUGCCAUCUUCUUGCUCUUGUCAUUUCCCCCAGGAAUCAGCAAGUUGACUUCUGCCAUCAUACUCGUAAUUCUGUUGGCUUAAACUUGAUUUUGUUUAUGGGUUAUCCAUAGCCCAAGGAUAUUUACCUAAGCACAGCCACUGAGAGUUUUUAGCAGCAGGUAGGGCUACAGGUUAAGGGCGUGGUCAUCUGUUUUUCAGACAUCCUUUUGGAUGCGUCCCUGAACAUUUGGAAGUGCGUAGGAGCUGUUCUUAAUUUUGACCUUCUUAGUUGGACAGAACAAGUCUGCCUCACCGACAUGGUCUGAUAAAGAUCACCCCUGUUCAGCCUCCACAUUCUGUAGGCCCCACAGUGGCCGUCUCAGACAGGAACACCUCAAAGCUGCCCUUGCGUUUGCUUCGCUCCAUUUUCAAAAUCACUCAUCUUCCUCGUGCUGUGUAUAAGAAAAUUCUGGAAGCUGCAGACAGUUUAAAGGCUGAUUUGGCAACAAAGAUUUUAUGACAGGAAAUAUUUUGUGUGCUGUUUUCUUUGAAGAGGAUGUAAUUACUGAUAUCCUAGAAUGUGAAAUUUUUGAGUGACAGUAUGUACAUUUUAAAGAAAAUUAUGAUUAAUUUGUUCAUUUUUGAAGGUUUAUAAUAUUUAUAAUGUAUU
Molecule: messenger RNA, 9188 nt
Organism: Hipposideros armiger (great roundleaf bat)
Lineage: Eukaryota; Metazoa; Chordata; Mammalia; Chiroptera; Hipposideridae
Gene: EPG5
Product: ectopic P-granules 5 autophagy tethering factor
Exons: 43
Coding region: 65-7390 (2441 amino acids)
Biological process (GO): autophagosome maturation
Cellular component (GO): cytoplasm
Source: RefSeq, a predicted model, not a curated record